GACACUUUUGACUCGCUUUUUUAUGUUCUGUGGACGUAUCCGGAUGUCAACCUGUGAUGUCAACGUGUUCACACAGACACAACCGUAACCGGUUUCUGUCAGAACCUAACCUAAAAAGUGUAACAUUUUUCUUAUAAUUAAUGUGAACAAACAAAGCAAUAAUAUAAAACUGAUUAAAAAAUAUGUAAACCAUAAUAAUGACGUUCCUACAAGACACCAUAGUGGUGUUACUUUCCCAGGUAACAUUCUUUGUUGGGGCAUGGAUCUUUUUUGUAAAACAAUUAUUCAAAGAUUAUGAAGUGAGACAUAUUAUGGUACAAUUAAUUUUUUCGAUUACUUUGACUCUAUCAUGUACAAUGUUUGAACUCAUAAUAUUCGAAAUAUUAGAACUACUUGAUGCAAGCUCACGCUAUUUCUACUGGUGCCUAAUGCUGUAUUUAUUGUUGUUUGUGGUAAUUGUAUUAAACCCUUUUUAUAUUGCUUACUAUUGUAUUAGUAAUAUUUCAUUUGUUAAACCCGACUACAUAAAACAUUUAACCGUCUUAGUGUGGAUCAUUUUUAUUGUGAUAUUUUGGAAAUUUGGAGAUCCAUUCCCAAUUUUGAGCCCAAAACAGGGUGUUUUAUCCAUGGAGCAGUUAGUUUCACGAAUUGGUGUCAUAGGGGUCACAGUAAUGGCGCUACUAUCUGGAUUUGGUGCAGUCAACUAUCCCUAUACAUCAAUGGCCUAUUUUAUUCGGGAAGUUUCCAUCACAGACGUGAUGAACAUUGAGAAGAGAUUGAUGCAAGCAAUGGAUAUGGUAGUCAUGAAGAAAAAAAGAAUCGCAAUUGCAAAAAGACAAUCUCUUGAAAAAAUAAAUGAAGGAAUGCCUAGAAGAUCUGGAUUAUGGAGUAUGAUCUAUCCAGGAAGCAAUAACAGAAACCAAGAAAAUAUAUCACAGCUAAAAUUAGAAAUAGCAGGUUUGGAAGAGUUAAGUAGACAGCUUUUUCUUGAAGCGCAUGAAAAUCGCAAUAUGUUUGAAAGGAUAGAAUGGUCAAAAACAUGGAAAGGAAUAUAUUUUAAUUUUUUGGGGUAUAUAUUUUCAGUGUACUGCACAUGGAAAAUUUUUAUUUGUACCAUUAAUAUAGUAUUUGACAGAGUAGGAAAAAAAGACCCUGUAACUAGAGGCAUAGAAAUUGCAAUUCACUGGAUGGGUUUUAAUUUUGAUGUCAAUUUUUGGUCUCAACAGGUAUCUUUUUAUUUGAUAGGAUGUAUUGUUGUUACUUCCAUAAGAGGAUUAUUAUUGACUUUAACAAAGUUUUUCAACAGAAUGUCAUCAAGUAAAAGUUCCAACAUUAUUGUACUGAUUUUAGCCCAAAUCAUGGGAAUGUAUUUUGUUUCUUCUGUUCUUCUUAUGAGGAUGAAUAUGCCUCCACAAUAUAGGACAAUAAUAACCCAAGUUUUAGGAGAUUUGCAAUUUAAUUUUUAUCAUCGUUGGUUCGAUGUAAUAUUUUUAGUAAGUGCCUUGGGCAGUAUCGUGACUCUGUAUCUAGCUCAUAAGCAACCUGUACAUGAAAAUCUUUGAUUUUUUUUUAAUUAAUUUAAGCUUUGUAUAAACUUAACCUUGUGAUAAACUACUAUAGAAUAUAUGAAAGUUUUCCAAAAUGA
Zophobas morio is the source of this 1645-nucleotide messenger RNA. It is a transcript of the gene GPHR, whose product is annotated as Golgi pH regulator. NCBI's taxonomy places the organism in Eukaryota, Metazoa, Arthropoda, Insecta, Coleoptera, Tenebrionidae. Gene Ontology annotation, biological process: intracellular pH reduction. Gene Ontology annotation, molecular function: voltage-gated monoatomic anion channel activity. Gene Ontology annotation, cellular component: Golgi cisterna membrane. The coding region runs from base 198 to 1562 and encodes 454 amino acids. The record is from RefSeq and is a predicted model, not a curated record. The transcript has 8 exons.